AUGGCACCCUUUGGUCUAUCUGACCAUUUUACGAUAUCGCUUUUUCCAAAGAUCAGAAAUAUUAAUACGAAUAAACCAAGAGUAGUUAAAUCACGUGACAUUAGACCAAGCAACAAAAUGGCACUUGGGAGAGUUCUUUCAACAAUUGAUUGGUCGUGUUUGGAUCUAAUUAACUCUUGUGAGGGAAAGGUUGACUUUUUUAACAAAAUUGUAUCUGAUUCUCUUAAUUUAAUCAUGCCGAUAAAAAUCAGGACUAUACAUAAUAAUGAUGCCCCCUGGAUGUCCGACAAACUUAAACGUUCGAUUAAGAAUCGGCAACGAGCCUUACAAUCAGGGAACAGUAUUGAAUUUAAAUAUUAUCGCAAUGUAGUUAACAUGGAACGAAAGAAAUGCAAGUCCUCCUACUAUGAUUGCAAGAUUAAAAACCUGAAACAUGUUAAGCCUAGGAACUGGUGGAGUGCAGUUAAAAAAAUAAGUGGAAUGAAUACAAUUACCAAACCUGAUCUCCGCUCCAAUUUACAAAUUGAUGACCUCGAUAACCUAAGUGAUAUCGAGGUUGCAAAUAAAAUUAAUGACAAGUUUCUGGAACCACUCCAAGAGUUUCAACCGUUGCAAGUCACAGUACCAAACAACGACUCCAUUUCAAAUGUCCUUACAGUGUCUGAACUGGACGUCUGGAAUUGUUUAAACUCACUCAAUCCCUGGAAGUCAGGUGGGCCUGAUAAUAUCCCGUCUUGGGUUCUUAAAGAAUAUGCAAUGAUUCUCUCAUUACCAGUGAUGAAAAUCAUAAACAGUUCCUACACUGAAAACAAACUACCCCCAAUUUGGAAGCAAGCAAAUAUUAUCCCAGUCCCAAAGGUGACGCCAGCUCAUGACAUUAACCAAUAUCUUAGACCCAUUUCGUUAACUCCUCUACUUUCUAAAGUCGCCGAGGAAUUCGUGGUUAUUAAGCAUUUAAAACCCGCAAUCCUUAAAGUUUUAGAUGUAAAUCAAUAUGGUGUUAUUCCCGGCUCGUCCACAAACCAGGCGCUUAUUAAAAUGAUUCAUAAAUGGUCGGAGAAAACAGACGGUGCUAGAGCCUCAGUAAGGAUUGUUUUGGUUGAUUACCAAAAAGCUUUCGAUUAUGUAGACCACACCAUCGUCCUAUCUAAACUGAAAUCCCUCGAAAUCCCUGAUUCCACUGUUAGUUGGAUUGCAGAUUUCCUGAGUGACAGACAACAACGAACCAAAUUGGAGCACGACUGUUUUUCGGAGUGGGGGAAUGUUCCAGCUGGUGUCCCUCAAGGAACCAAGCUGGGUCCGUGGUUAUUUAUAUUGAUGAUAAACGAUCUAAAAACACGUUGUUUAGACGAGGUAAAAUUCGUAGACGAUCUAACGGUAUAUGAAACAGUAACCAGAUUUGGUUCAAGUGAUAUCCAACAUGCAGUGUCCGAAAUUGAAGAGUGGUCCGAGUCAAACCUUUUCAGAUUGAAUGAAAACAAAUGCAAAGAAUUGCGGAUAGACUUUGCGAAAAAUAGAAAUCCCUUUCCUCCUAUUAAAAUUAAUGGUAAACCCUUACAAGUGGUGGAAGAAGCAAAAUUACUGGGUCUUACUAUCGCGAACAAUUUGAAGUGGAAUAGUCAUGUCAAUAACAUAGUGACAAAAGUUCCAAAAGGAUUUACCUUUUAGUGCAGCUGAAACGAGCAAAAGUCGCAAUUCAAGAUGUUUUACAAUUCUAUACCGUAUGUAUCCGCCCCAUUCUGGAAUACGCUUCCACUGUUUUCCACUACUCUUUACCUAAAUACUUGAGUGAUGAAAUUGAACGAGUACAAAAACGGGUUCUUCGAAUUGUAUAUCCGAACUUACAUUACGAAGAUGCAUUGAUGGAAGCUGGGAUGGAGUCAUAGUACGCUAGAAGGCAAAUUGCCUGCAAUAAACUUUUUAAUCAAAUUCUAAAUAACCCGAACCAUAAACUUCAUAAUUUAAUCCCUAAAAUAGAUACUUCAUUAAAUUACCAAUUACGAAACAACAAGAAGAUACAUGUUCCGAAAUUCUAUACUGAACGUUUUAAGAAUUCGUAUGUCAUCGCUAGUUGCUUAGACAUAAAUAAUCGUAAUUCAACAAAUUAGUGUUAGUUUUAAUAUUUAUAAUCUUCUUAGUAAGCCAUAGCAUAGGUUGUAAUUUUUUAAAUGUAAUAUAAUUUGUAUUCAGUCUCUUUUAUAUUGUAAUCGCUUACCAAUUCAGUAUUUGUACUGCAAAAAGUGAAUUAUUAAACAAUCUAUCUAUCUAUCUAUCUAUAUCUGUAUUUAAAAUCGAUUCUAUAGGCAUUUCGUUUUAAAACGUUUUUAAUUAAAAUACUGAAGUCUCAAAACUUUAUAUAGCAAUAUCAAACUGCAGAAGUAAGUCAAUGUAUCAACAGGAUGGACAAGAAAAAAGUCUUGUGUUAUUCCGCCAUGAUUAAUUUGCGAUACGCACGCUCGUGUAAACAUGCGUACUAAAGUACGACUAAAUGGCGAAACAAGCGAUAAAUAUUCGACUUUUUAGCCUCGAGCAAAUUCCCCACCCCGGGGCUAACCUGCAGAAAGCGAAUGCCCGACCCUGGGAACAAGUACAGUUGAGAAUGCCCGACAAACGCCCGGGGGGGGGUGUGUGUGUUGGGCACCCAUGGAAUUGCUUGAGACAUUACGCGCGGGAAAAACAACCAUUUUUGAGCCGAAAGGGGUUAUUUUUACCGCGCGUAAUACAAAUAUAUACAAAAUUUGCGAACUUCACAGGGCUAUAUUUUUUUGAUCUUACAACAUUUAGCAAACAAUCUUUGCAGUUUUACUCAUUCUAACUCUAAGACGCUCUUUCUAGCUGUGGUGUUGAAUUUCGUCCUUCUUGCCUUGAUCAAAAUUUAGUCGGCGAUCACGCAAACAGGAAGGUCGACAAAAUAUACUAAGGAGUGAUGAAUUAUUAAGUUUUCAGACUUAAAAGAAAGCUAUUUUUUAAAUUAUGAAGCAUAUUUUGAAAAAUGUUAUUAUCAAUAUUCCAAACGAUAUGUGAUUCGAAAAUUGUAUACAUUUAUUAGAGCAGUUGCGAAUAAUGCAACUAUAGGCCCCCCUGGCAGGAAUGGACCCUGCGAUUCCAGUACAGCGUUCUAACUAACUGAGCUACAGAGAUACAGUUGUUGAGCUCUAACCGCAAGUUCAUCUAUAAAUACUAAGGUGAUGCUGUAUAUAAUAAUACUCACAAAGGAGUUUCUUCAAUUUGUUACCUAAAAUAUCGAAGCAAUAGAAUUGCCUAAUAAUUGAAAUAUUUUAAGUUUCAGCUACGUUUUAUAAAUCCUUUCAGAAAUCGUGUGCAAACCUUGGAAGAAUCGUACCAGCGUCGGGAAGCUAGACAGAGAGAAGAAAUUGAACUACUCAUAAUUAAACACAAAGACACGGUUAACCAACUGGAACGCGAGAAAUCCGACCUCCAGACUGGGCAUGCGCGAAAGAUCUCGACGCUCGAGGCAAAUAAACUUACUGAGAUCGAGCGACUGAACGAGACACAUCGUCGUGCGUUAGAUGAAGUACGCAGUGAGCAUCUCGCCGAGAUAAAUCAUUUGAAAAAGAUGAAAGAACAGGAGAUAUCAGCGACAAUGACUGCUUUCUCACACACCAAGUCCUUGCAGAGUCUCAUGGAACAAGUUUUAAAUUCAACCAAACAGGUAUAAGUGUAUAAUUUAGUUGCUUUUACAUUAGGUUAGCUAAUUAAAUUAGAUUGUUGUAUAGUUAAGCCGGUUACAGACGAGCAAGUUUUCUAUGACAAGUUUUUAUGUGACAAGUUUUAUUUGCCAAAUGCACGUGUGAAAAUGCAACAAAUUUUAUAUGACAAGUUUUCAUGUCACAAGUUUUAUUUACUGGUGUGAACGUGUCAACAAAUUUACUUUGACAAUUUAUUAGUAGCCAGCUGGCCAAUCACAUCAAAUGCUCAGAUUACUUUGACAAGUUUUCUUUGUUGACCCAUAAAGACGAACAAAAUUAAAUUUUGUACUUUGACAAUUUUUUCUAUGACAAGUGCACUUGUUCAGAAUAAAACUUGUCACAUAAAAAACUUGCCAUAGAAAGCUUGCUCGUCUGUAACAGGCUUUAGUGCUUUUAAACUAAACGUGAUGCUAGUGGAAAAUUGUUGCUGGCUCCGACCACAAUGUUCAUCGUCACGUGUGUAUUGUAUUUUCGCCAGAGCAACCAACACAACAGGCAUGUUUUCAUUUAACCAUUGUGUAAUAUCACGAAUGGGUAAUUAACAAACACACAGCCGGUUGGUUAGUUGGGCGAAAAAAGCAAUACACACGUGACGAUGAACUGACCAUUUUUUUGCAUAGACCAAGACAAAAACAUAGACAAUGAGGUCUAUUAGUCUGUAUCGAGUUGCCUGACCUUCUUCCAUUGACUACAGUUUUACCAUUUUUUUGCCUAUUUGGUUAUUUUUGUUUCGUUUCUCAAUUUCGUCGUUUCUUAAAACACCUCAGGUAGAAGACUUGCAUCACCUAGUAGAAGUGUCUCACAAAAGCAGUCAACAAGAACGAGACAUCACGAUGAAAACCAAGGACGAAUAUCUCACUCAACUCCAAGACAGGCUUCUGAAACAACAGACAGACAAUGACGAGGAACGCACUAGGUUGCAAAACCUCGUCGCAAAAAUGGAAGUGCAAAUCCGCGAGCAAAGUCGGAAAUUUGAGGAAGAUAAAUGGAAGUUGAGCCAGGUAUGUGAUAACAUUGAUCUAUAGGAAUAUAAGUAUAUAUAGAAAAUGAACUAGCCUGAAGUCAGCCAUUCUUGAAUUUUCUUGUUUAAAACUAAAAUUUAGCAUUGUCGUUGUUGCUACACGAGUAAUAGUAGCAAAAUUAUUUCGAAACAUUUUAAGAGGUAUGCGGUUGUUUUAUUCAUGUCAUACUCCUGAAUUCAGUCUAAAAAUAAUCAUAAAACAAUCUUACAUCUAUUGUUGGCACCAACAUCAUCGAAUCUCGCGGUAAUAUGAACAGACUGAAUUGAUGCAAGCUUACAGUAAAUGAAGUAAAACUAGACUAACUAGAUAGAAUACCGUAGUUUCUUGCUUUUGAUAUAAGCCAUUGCCAAAAUGCUUCGAUUUUUCCCGCUUUGAUUAAAAAACAAAUUGGCAUCGAUUUAGUAUUAUUGGAUCCCAAAUUUUUGAUCUCCCAAUCUCAGUCAUGUAAAAUAAUAUUUUUCCGAACAAACCACUUAAAUUUCAAAAAGCUGAAUGACUAAACCUUUAAAAUAGAUGUAAAGAUAAACGUUUUGCUGGAUUAUUCUUUUCAAAAUUUGCGUUUGAAUCUAGAACUCCGUUUUUCUAUAUACACCUUGUAUAUGUAUUUAAUAUUACAAUGUUAUAUACAGGAAGAUUCGAGGUUAAAGUCAUUGCGUGUAUCCCUCGAGGAAGAGAGACGCGUCACGCGGGAACAACUCGAAGCCGAGCGUGGAUUAGUUCAGAGGACGAAGGAAGAGUUUCUGUCACAACAACGACAAAUGAUGUUGGACAUCAAUGAGGAAAGGAGAACAUUGGCUUUAGAAAGAGCCGAGGUGUCUGCUGCUCAGCGAGGAAUGAUGAAUAAAGAAAAGCAAAAACAUGAUAACUUUACAAAGGUAUGUUGACGAGUUAAAAAGCUCUCUGGAACAUUUCUCGACAGUAGCUCAAUCCAAACAGAAAAAAAUGUACUUUUCCAGUCUCUUCCACAGGCCCUCAUGCCUCAUGAGAAGGUUACAACUAAUAGAGGGCCUUCCAUGGAGAUUAUAAAUAACACUAGAGGGGGCAUCGAGGGUGAAAUUUGGGAACGCGGUAAUGGGGGGCAAAUUGAAAUCCCAGAUGAACACCACACAAUUCUUGGGUUACACUUGAAACCAGAAAAAAUUAAAAGAAGGUUUACGGUAGUACAUGAAACCAUACACUAUAUUGGUUUAUUACUACAGAAGGAAACCUGCGAUGUUUGGUAUAAUCAAACUUAAGGCACUCUUCUUGACGAAAUUAGAAUGAGACAAGUACAUAUUGCAGCGAUCCCCGAUCACGGAGGUAGUACCAAUGCCGUUUGUUUGUUUUUUUGUAGUUGGAUGCAGAGCAGGAGAGCGCACGAGUGCGUCUGGCGGAAGACACCGCUGCCCUGGAUGCCAGAGAGACUCAGCUAAGAAGAGAUCAAGAGGAACUGAGAAGAGAGAAACGGAUAUUUGUGGAUAAACAUGACAAAUGGAAUACAGAGAAAGAUCAUAUUGGAAAACUGGGAUUGGAGCUUGAAAAACGUGCUCAGGAAAUUGACGAAGUCAGCCUGGUAAGUUUGCUUGCAUACCGAAAACGGUCAACAGUCAGCCUGGUAAGUUUGCUUGCAUACCGAAAACGGUCAACAUUAGUUUAGUUUAGUUUUAGUUUUAGUUUUAGUUUAGUUUAGUUUAGUUUAGUUUAGUUUUAGUUUUAGUUUUAGUUUUAGUUUUAGUUUUAGUUUUAGUUUUAGUUUUAGUUUUAGUUUUAGUUUUAGUUUUAGUUUUAGUUUUAGUUUAGUUUAGUUUAGUUUUAGUUUAGUAGUUUUAGUUUUAGUUUUAGUUUAGUUUAGUUUUAGUUUUAGUUUUAGUUUUAGUUUAGUUUAGUUUAGUUUAGUUUAGUUUAGUUUAGUUUAGUUUGCAGUAGUUUAGUUUACAGUAGUUUAGUUUAGUUUAGUUUAGUUUAGUUUAGUUGAGCUGAGUUUGCCACCAAUUGCAAUAUGUAAACUACCUAUAAUACACAUUAUGACUAAUACAAUAGAGAUAUUAAAUACAAACUGUGGUACUUUCCUGUGCUGAAAAUCAUGGAAGUAGAGUUGGUUCUUUCCGGUGCUUCGAGAGAUUUUCUCCAGUUUUUCUUCCUCGCCAAAAAACUGACCCCUUAGUCGUCGAGCAUAUGUAUCAUGAACCUGUGUUGUCCACAUUGGUCCCAGAAAAAUUUUGAGGUUGACUGAAUAAAAUGUAAAAUGUAAAACCGUAGAAGGUAAAAAGUCUUACUUUACUUAGUUUACUGCAGAUCAUGCAUAUAGAUAAAAAUACAUUGUCAAGUAUAUCUUCAUACUUCGUUGUCUUGCUUAAACUCUGUAAUAUCCCUGAAGAACGGUCAAUAUUCAACGUGUCUGUUAUACAGGAAGCAGCGAAGGUCCGCGAAGAAGGCAGAAAGUCCCUGGAGGUCGCACAACGUAUGCAGGUCGAGAUCGCGCAACAAGCCAAUGAGUUGGAGGCGAGAGUAUUACUGUUGCAAGAGAAGGACCGGCAGGUUGCUGAUGUGAGUUUGUAAUCACUGAAAUAACUUCCAAGCCUACACUAUAGCAAUUUUGUCGGCGGUUUUUUCCUCCUGGCAGAUGUGAUUGGAUGAGUGACAUGUAGAAGACUUGGAAAUGUAUACUUCCAUAGAGCGAUUCUAUAUACUUUUCUGCGAGUUCACUUACCGUAUUUAUUCGUUUGAGCGCCGCGGCGCUCUUUAAAUUUUCAGAGCUUCAGAUGCGGCGCUCAUUCGGGGGCGGCGCUCUGUAAAAAAUAUUUUAUUUGUGAAUUAUAACAAGAACUUUUAACAAUAAAAUAAACAAGUUUUAAAUGUCUAUCGGGGGCGGCGCUCUUUAAAAAAUAUUUUAUUUGUGAAUUAUAACAAGAACUUUUAACAAUAAAAUAAACAAGUUUUAAAUGUCUUUGUCAGUAAAUGUAUCCAUUUUGACGGCGGAAAGUUUUUACACUGUUUAGUGCGGCGCUCUUUAAAAAAAUCUGAUCUCAAAUGAGGCGCUUAUUCGGGGGCGGCGUUCAAUCGGGGGCGGCGCUAAAUCGAUUAAAUACGGUAUUCACGUCCGUUAAGAAGAGAAAAUCACCGACAAAGUCUGUAGUGUGAACCAGGCUUAUAUUGGGCAAAUAUCAAGAUUUUGGGCACCUCGCUCUAUAGACGCUCGACAGAACUAACAGUUGAAGGGUUGGGAGGGCCGCAGGUUCGAUUCCUGUCAGAUGGCCUAUAGUUGUAUUUUUCGCAACUGCUUCUGGUUAAGUCUAAAAUUGUAUAUAUAGAGAAUAAUACAUGAUGGGUGCGCGGAAGUACCAGAUUUAUUUCGAGUGUUGAACAUGAUAUCUCACGAGUGAGCGCAGCGAAUGAGUGAGAUAUCAUGUUCAACACGAGAAAUAAAUCUGGUAUUUCCAAGCACCCAUGUAUUUUUCUAUGUAUAUUCACCUAUACAUUCUAUAUAUUCUAUGUAUAUUUCACCUAUAUAUUCUAUGUAUAUUUCAUGUAUAUUCACCCAUGUAUUAUAUAAAGGACAGUCUUUGCAAAGCGAUAAUUUUUACAGAAAAGCGAAAAUUGAAAAGCGAUAAUUUUCAGAUGUGAGAUUAUCAUGAAUAAUCUCACAUGUGAGAUUAUCACUUUUAUCAGUGCUCGAAGUACUAUUUAAAGCACGCGUAGGAGUGUUUUAUCAGAUAUAAAACGCGAGGCGCAGCCGAGCGUUUUAUAUCUGAUAAAACACGACUACAAGGAACGGCUAUAGUGGUAGCGUUUCUUCAUGAUUGCCUAACGUCUGCAGCUAUAAUUAUCAGUUGAGCUAUCUCUUCUUUGUCUACGUUUGUCUAUUUGUCUAGACGGUUUACCCCAUUUAUAUUUUGCAUUAGGAACGGCUAGCGUCAUUGAAGGAAAAGAGAGAAUUGGAAGUGGAGAGACGUCGUGGUUUGUGUAGUCGUUGUUCACAGUCACAAAGUCGUCCGCGGACGCUUGACUCCACUGGAAAAAGUAUGUAAUUAUUUGUUAGAAAAUUAUUAAUAAAGAAGGGCCUGAUCCGCCAGAAUCUCUAUAGGAUGCAGCGCCCUUGAGAAAUUAAGAAACAUUGUGGCGGAAACAUUUUUCCUGGCCAUGUUUCCCGACUGUGGACAAAUCAGGAAACGUUAUUUUCUAGCCAUGUUUCUCGAAUGUGGACAAAUCAGGAAACAUUGUUUCCCCAUCAUGUUUCCUGAAGGUGCACAAACCAGGAAACAUUGUUUCCCCACCAUGUUUCCCGAAGGUGGACAAACCAGGAAACAAUGUUUUUAGCCAUGUUUCUAGAAGGCGGAAAAAUCAGGAAACAUCCGUGAAUAAAUCCGCAAUAUUGCUGGUUUUACUAAGAUUCGAUGAAGUACUACUUAUCACUUCUUCGUGAUAAAUAAUUAUCUACGAUUAUUAUCAAUGACUGUAGUAAUUAUUAAUGAUUGUAUUUUAGGGGAACCAUCGGCUAGACUUUCACAGUCAUUAGACGGCAGUCUCUCCUCGCGCUACGCUACAUCCCGAGAACUCAUAACCAGUCCCCCACCUCCACGAGCAAGUUCUGUUCAUAGCUUGCCACCAGACCUCCUGGUCAACACGCUGGAUUUAAAGAGAACAUUACGCCGCUGGUCACAGGAUAAAGAACAGGUUGGUAACGAGGACAUUAGGCUAUCUACAAUCCUGGGCUACGUCCACACUAUACCGGUUAACUUUCGGUAGCGGCGCGAAAAAGCACCUCUCCGAUACGGAAUGUACAACUUUCAGAAGUUGAACGAAACAACAUCUCUCCGUUGCAAUACUGUAAUUCUUCCGAAAUAGCGUUCCUACGGAAAGCUAUAAGUGUGUUUUCCACUUUAAGGUUACAGAACACCUUUGAGUGUUAAUUUUGCCUAUAAUUUUUUCAUUGGUUUCAAUGAAAGCGAAACGAAAAAUGAACGAAAAAUGUUGAAAACUCGCAGAGUUAUUUAAUAAAAUACAUUACGCUGCAAUAAGAAAAACAUUGAAAAUGUAAUAUUCAAAUUCAAUUUUCUCACGAAAAAUUUUACGGUAAUUACUGAUUUUCAAACGAGUUGUGCUCCUGCGGGUUUUAACCAAUUUUUCUCAAAUUUUCACAGGACAUAGCUAAAUACGUCAGUUUCAAAAUUGUGUUCGGCUUUUUUUUAAUUUUGGAUAUUUUAAAAAUAAAGAGCAAUUCACUCAAACAAUUCAGAAAUAUAUUGCAGUCGUCAAAGAAAUCGCCAUAUCAGCGGAACGACGAAAUAAACAAAAAUUUCCGAACACAAUUUUUUAGAACAACUAUUUUACUGUAUAAAAAUGAUAUUUUCAUAAAUAUAACUUAAAACCAGCAGGAGCACAACUCAAAAGCGUAAAGGUACCGCGAUUUAAGAUUUUCCUGAAUAAUUCUUACAUUAUUUUAUUGUUUGUUAAUUUUACAACUUUACCAUAUUUUGCAUACACUGGAGAACAUUUGGUGAAAAUUUUAUGAAAAUCGGACUGAUAUUGAGCGCGCAGUAGUGAUUUUCCGCAAAACGCCAAAAAAGGUGUCCUGUAACCUUAAUCGUAUCGCACUGAAACGUAGCGUAUUUCUUUGUUUUCUGAGCGGUGGUGUGGGACUAAUGACUUCGACACAAAAGAAAAUGCUACGAUACGUUACGACACGACACGACACGGUUGAAGUGGAAAACAGGCUGCAGCCUUCGUUUGGAGCGAUAGUUUAAAUAGAGAAUAAUACAUGGGUGCGCGGAAAUACCAGAUUUAUUUCGAGUGUUGAACAUGAUAUCUCACGAGUGAGCGCAGCGAACGAGUAAGAUAUCAUGUUCAACACGAGAAAAAAAUCUGGUAUUUCCAAGUACCCAUGUAUUUUUCUGUUUAUCGUUAUAAGGACAGUCUUUGAAAAGCGGUAUUUUUUUUACAGAAAAGCGAUAAUUGAAAAGCGAUAAUUUUCACAUGUGAGAUUAUCAUCUCACAUGUGAGAUUAUCACUUUUAUCAGUGCUCGAAAUCUCUAUAAAGCACUAUACUUUAUAUAAUAAAUAUCUUUUAACCACUCAUUAAUAAUUCAUGAGCUUAUUGGAAAAUCAUAUCAACCAUAAUAUGUCACAUGAAGAGGCUUUAUACCUGAUGUUCAUGAUGAAAGUUUUUUCUAGACUUGUUUAGAUCAAAAUUUAGUCUAUAAUGCAAAUGGUCUGUUUUGCAGUAUUUUAUAUUUGUUGCAUUACCAGGCUAAUAAACAUGCAAUUUCUCAGCAGAAACUGUUAUCUAAAAAGGCUUUACAGUCAAAAUACAAGAGCCGUCCCAAUUCCGCUUCUGUAAACUGUUGACAUUUACUGUAAUGUGUUCUGUAUUACAGUAUAGCUGUUACCGAUUUAUAGAUGAAAUUUAACAUCUUCUACGUGUUAAACUGUAGUGAAUGUAACAAAAAAUGCAACCUUCGCAACAAAUUAUUAUAUAAAAACAAAGAGAACUACACAGGGUUAGUACGGGUCCUGGAAAACCUGGAAAGUCAUGGAAUUUCAAUACUCCAAAAUCCAGGCCUGGAAAUCCUGGAAAAUCAAUUCUGGUCAUGGAAAGUCAUGGAAAAUUGAAAUUUUACAUAACAUUAAUAACGAAGUAUUUCACUUAUUUCAAUUUACCAGUCAUAACAAUAUAAUAUGAAUUGUUGUUAUAUAACGGAUUUUUGCAAGAGCAAAGUGAAUUUUGUCUUUUAUUAUAUCUGUUAUCGUUAAAAUAUUAACGAAUUUCAGAAAUUCCAGACUUCCAGGUCAUGGAUUUUGAAAAAAAGUCAUGGAAAAGUCAUGGAAUUUUAAAUGGAGAGGGUGUACGAACCCUGACUACAUCUUGUCACCGUAUUUGCUCAUAAUUUAGUAACUGCUACAGACUACAGAAGCCGAAGUGGGAGGGUUCUUGUAUUUUCACUGUAAGCAUUUAUCAUGCACUAAUCAAAGUCCUUAGCGCUCAUUCUUGAGCAGAAAUUGAGACUGCGUCAUCUUUUCGAAAUCUGACUAUAUAUAAUAUGACAAGUUGAUACAGGAAUAUUUCCAGUCUUGGCAUAUUUAAGACCUCGACUAUUUAACAAUUAGUCGCCGUAGGCGAGGUGAUUACAAGCCUAUAUUCACUGAGCCGAAGGCGAAGUGAAUAUAGGCUGGAAUCACCGAGCCUGAGGCGACUAAUUGUUUUAGUAUAAAUUUCCAGGUGUUUACAAACAAUAAUCCACACAACUUUAUAAAAAUUCACUACAAAUAAAUUUAUUUUCACUAUAAAUAGUUUGUUUACAAAAUUUAAAUCUCAGACACGGCUCUGUGUCGCGUUGCGACUAAGCCAGUUUUUUUCCAAAUAAAAGCACGUAAAGUUUAAUAUUUUACCUUGAAAUAUUUUUAAACCAUAUUUUGCAGCUUCUUUGGGUUUUUCGGAAUGCUAUCUUCUUUAAUUUUGGCAAUUUCUUCCUCUGUUACUACGGCAAAACGAACAGCCAUUUUGAAAAAAAAGCUAUAGUCACUGACCAGUGACUAUCACUUCAGAGACAGUGAAUCUUGACCAAUCAGAAUGCAGAAAAAUCAAUAGUCACCUGGAAAUUUAUACUAAAAAGGCUUGGAAACCCCGCUAUGUAUAACCACAGGGUAUAACGUUAUUACAUGCAGGGUUCAAAACUUGAAAGUCCUUCAAUGUCCUUGAAUUUGAAAACAAAAUUUCAAGACCUUGAAUUUCCUUGAAUUUCUAAAGAAGUACUUGAAAGUCCUUAAAUUUUUCGUGUUUUAGUUUUUGGAUAUUUUCUAAAAUUGUUUGACAUUCAAAAUGGACAUUUUGUUGAAUUGAUUUUGCUUGUUCAUAUCUGACAAAGCUGUUUGAAACUCAUUAAAGUUGCGCUUUGAACAAUUCAACGUCACAUUUUACUGAUUUCUAAUCCUUUUUCUUCAGUAUUUAGUCCUUGAAUUUGCUGAUACAUUGAAUGAUUGUCCUUGGAAAGUCCUUGAAUUUGAGUCUUCCUCACAUGUACGAACACUGUUAUUAAUACUGUACUUUAUUUUAGGAUGAAGAAUUUUUGGCGAAGGAAUCAGAAUUUCUGAACAGUCUACAGGACACCCGGUUAAGUCCGCUAUACCGUGAAUAACGCGCAAGGAUGCUCUUCCAUUAAGGUAAAUGAAUAGUAAAAUCUCCACCUUGUGGAAUAAUGCUUUGGGGGAUUUUAUAGCUGCACGACUACAACAACUUGACCAUCUGGCUUACACACAUUAUAUCUACAGAGUUUUUGGUGGACAGUUUGGAUCGCUGUCAAGAGCUAAAAACAGUCGCGCUGCAUUACCGAACUGCGCGUCGGGUGUUUUAACAUAGAAUCCGUUUCGCUGCGCCUCGAAACUCCGUGCUUCGCCAGAGAACUAGACACGGGUUGAGUAGAGAAUUUCCAUACAUCAGCGUAGUGGACAACGGUCGCAACACAUACUCCAAAACAAUCCAGUUAUUACCACUGAUAUUCGCUUCGUAUAUCAACCUCGCAAAUCCGAGCAAGUAACAUGCGAUUAAACCACCCACUACCAUACACGCGGUCGUCGUCGAGCGAAGCACCUUUUUCUGCGCUACCAAAUUACCGGUACAAUUUGUCGGCAUCUGGCUUGUUGCUAUGCGACGGCGGUGACGACGAAUAAGUUUAUAAGUCCAGAGCCACGUCGAGGUUACAGUUAGGAUUGUGAAUAUUAUUAAACCGGCUCCAGUCAUAAUGAAUACUCGUUGCGAUGCGAAACAUGUUUGAAGGGUUACAACGAUAAAUACAGUCGACCAUGAGAUCACUACUAGACCUUUAAGAUAGGCUACUAAUUUUUGAUACUGGUAAGGAUAUGCUAAAGUGACAAAACUGUGCAAACUUAAUAUAGUCACAGUUGAUAACGACAAUCCAAGACAUAGAGAUGAUGUGACGUAGAUAACAAACCAUAGUUCACAGUCGUAUAUAGAAAAAGCGCUCUGCAAGAUCGCUGCAAUGUAUAUCGGCUGUGCGAAAGCAGUUAUAGUAAGGUCUGUGAUAGCCAGCAAGGUGAAUAAUGUGUUCUGCACAACACGUACGUUUCGAUACCGGCAGUAAGAUAGGAUUAUAAGUACAUUUGCCGUUGUUCCACAUAGGGAAAUCACGAUAUUUGUGAUGACAAAGCAUACUGUAAGUGUUAUGUAAAGUAUGUUUGUGUGUUGCAUUGUCUCCCAGCCAAUGCACAGAUAUUUAGUGAAUUCUUUCAAUGCAACCAUUAUGACCGAAAUUCCACAAGAAAAUAGUCAAAGUAUUGAGUUAUUUGCUCCCCUAUAAGUGUAUUCCACUGUCUUUUACUGUUUUAGAUAGUCGGAAUCUUAUUAGCGUUACCAGACAAAAUAACCAGACAAAAUCCACAAAAAAUUAGGUUCAAAAUUGUCCAAUAUUUUCAAUCUUCAAAAUCCAAGUACUGUCUUUAAAAUACUGGCGGUCUGAUAUUUCACAUCAAAAUGAACCAGAAAACAUUCACCCAUGUCAAGAAACUGACAAAAAUAUAGUUGAACAUAGAAAUCCAGUCUAUUGCCUUCUUUACUAUUGAAAAUAUGUCACGAAGAUUCAACGAAUUCACUCUUGAAAACCUAAUUCACUGUCUUUGCAAUUGACACUCUGACUCCUCUAAUGAAAUAUUGACACAAGAAUAUAUGUACUUAUUAAAAAUAAAGUUCAAAAUAAUUCAGUGUAUAUUAAAGUCUUCACCGCUCAAAUUGAAUUUCGUUUGAAUUCUAUCGUGCAAUAUUGGCUUUGAAAAUAUUGCUUGUACUUAUUGCUAUAUAUAUGAUAAAAUAUUAAGUAAAUUUGUGUAGACAAAAUGUUAUUUGAAAUUAACGCCGCACUUAAUAAUAACUGACAGGGGAUUUCAAUUAAAUUUUAAAAGGUGAAAAUUAAUUUUAAUAGCAAUAUUUUGUAGUUGUUAUUGUAUAAGAGUACAUCUGCUUUAAUUAAACACCGUCGGUUGUCGUCAUAGCCCGUCACGAGUCGGCUUCUUUUCGGAGACCACCGUAAAGCACAUUUAUCGAUUGUUUUUCGGCUUGAGACUUUUUCUAAAAUGUAUUUUCUGUGAUGUGAUUUUAUUGCCACUUUCUUGCUACUAAUUCUUUAAAUGCUUAUAUUUGAACUAGUUUAGAGGUUGCAAAGCUAUUUUCUAUAUAUAGAUAAUUGCUGGGAUUUUUUGUUGUUGUGUUUUUAUUCAUGUUAAGGCUUUGAAAAGCGAAUAACGUGCUGUUCUGUUGUUCGCAUAACUUCCGUGAUUCUUAGGCGCCAUCUUGCCUUUUCUGCUAGCAGGAUAUAAGCUAUUAUGAGAGCCAAUCAGAUUGCAAAAUCGUAGUUGCAAAACAGUGCAAAGCAUCGCAAUGCUGUUAUGUUCCU
Molecule: messenger RNA, 15111 nt
Organism: Paramuricea clavata
Lineage: Eukaryota; Metazoa; Cnidaria; Anthozoa; Malacalcyonacea; Plexauridae
Source: the annotation of a GenBank genome assembly